This is a messenger RNA of Cavenderia fasciculata, 3102 nucleotides long. RefSeq lists its product as uncharacterized. NCBI's taxonomy places the organism in Eukaryota, Evosea, Eumycetozoa, Acytosteliales, Cavenderiaceae. The transcript has 5 exons. The record is from RefSeq and is a predicted model, not a curated record. Bases 1 to 3102 code for a protein of 1033 amino acids.
AUGGAUUUGAAUGAAAAGAGUGAUGAAGAACUCAAAGAGAUAAUGAUAUCAUUAUGUAUCAUUUGGGAUACCUAUUCGUCGAAUCCAAAAAACGUCAGGAUCUAUAGCUACUCACUUAAAGAGGAAGACACCUAUGAAGACCUUAAAGUCAGACCACUUGCAGAUGACUUUUCACGGCACAUAAACAAUUUUGCAUGUCCCAUCAAACAACCUACCAACCUUACAAUGCAGUGUGUCAUGUUGGUAGGUAUUUCAUUACAGCCAUCUAUCGGCGCAAUUAUUCUUCUUCAAGGUAUUACAAAGUUAAGAUUGAUUAAUAGGAGUUGUUUGGUGCCGUUGUAUAUCUUGACUCGGUCGAGUUAUGCUCAUGGUCAUAUGGUAGUGAGCUCACAAAAGAUAUCAGUACUGUUCACACCAGACAUGUAUAAAUCACAUUCAUCCUCGACAAUGAAUCUCAUUCUAUCAAGUCUCCACGAUAAAGUAAUUCAUUACCUCAACUAUGGCAAGAUGACUGGGUUUGGCCAAACCCAAUCAUCAUUGCCAUCACCACCAGUGUCAUCAUUGAACGCAUCUGCUUUACAUCUUUGCAAUGCUGUCGUAUAUGGAGAUAAUGACAAAGGUGACGGUGCUGCAGCAGGGGACAGCGCACUCGCAUGGAAGACAGCACUAAAGUUUAUCAACGAGAAUAUUGCCAAUAAUCAAAUCACGCUACCACCGACCACCUCCAAACCAUCGCCAUCGCCAUCACCGCAACCAAUAUUAAAAAGAGUGUUUGGAUUCUUUAAGAAAGUUGAUCAAGAUAUUAACCCGAUCGGUAGUAGUGUUAAUAUCUUGACACUACUAUUUGACCAAAACAAAUUGUUAGAGUCUGAAGUACUACACCACCGAAACAAGACACUUUAUACAAUGAUUCAACAAAGUAUUGCAACAAACAAAAAACAAGUGUUGGUUGACAUAAUCGAUACGGUUGGUGUGGAUACCGUGUGCAAGUUUAUCGAUCAUGCACGAAACAUUAUUCCUAAACUGACUCUUGAUCAGUUUAAAAAAGAGGAGGUGAUUAAUCAUUGUGACACACUCGGUUAUCUCUUUAAAACACUUCCCCUUCUAACUAUUAGUCAAAUGUUGGAAAAUACAUUAGCAGCUUUACUCCUCACCAAUGACAUGUCAAUCAUCAACAACCACCUUUCAAUCGCUAAAGACAUCAAACUAUCACAAUUCAACAUCCGAUCACAUCUCACUGAAUACAUCAGUUAUUUAUUUAAAACAAAUUUAAUUAAUUCAAUAACUCCAACAAUUACAUCAUCAUCAACAACAACAACAACUACAACAUUGGCCAAUGUUACAAUAACUGAUUUAUUAUCAUUCACUGGUACAUUUGCAAUUUUUAACAGUGAAAUAGAAUAUAGUAUAGAAAAAAUCGAUACACUCAUCAAUCAUCAUCUUCAUCAUAAACAACAACAAUCAGAUAAUGAUAAUAAUCAAAAUAAUCAAAAUAAUAAUAAUCAAAAUAAUAAUAAUAAUAUUUUAUAUUUUAUGGAAUUAUAUUUUGAAUUGACCAAACAUGAUCAUCAAACUAGAAGGUCAAUUGAAAAUUGCUACUUUAAUAAUAAGAAAGAAGAAACGAGUUAUAAUCCUUUAUGCAAUCACUAUCAAUCAGUGAUUGAGUAUUUUUCAAUACUUGGUCAUUGUAAAGGUGGUAGCUGUGUUAGUGGUACGGGUGGUAUAUUUCCAGUUAGAUGUCAAUAUUUAUUGGAUAGAAUUGGAUUUGGAUUUAUUUGUAAGUUUGGAUCAUUGGAUAUGGUAACAAUGUCACAUUCACUUAUUCAUGACACCCAGUUUGGUGGUGAUGGAAACUAUAACAUACAAUCAUUUAAUUUGUUAUCAAGUGAUAUCAAAGUAUUGGAAUAUUGUACCGGUUGUAUUACGCAACUCGGGGACAAUGAUUCACAUAGAUUGGAAUUUAAUCAUCUCCAUUCAUCACCAGCUCUCACAAAUGCAUUGACUCGUAAUCCAAUUCAAUGGGAUGUCAUUGAAUAUCUAGUUGGCGUCAUGUCACAUCCAACACUCUACAAAGUAUUUGAUAUUGAUUUAUCAUUAUACUCUAAAGCUUGUUUAAUUGGAAAUACAACUAUAAUCAAUUCAUUAAAACCUUUUAUACCCGAAACUGUAAUUCAUAAUCAAAAUCAAAAUCAAAUUAAUAAUAAUAAUAAUCAAAAUAAUCAAAAUAAUAAUAUAUUAAAAUCAACGAAAUUUAAAGAACAUAUAGAUUCAAUUAAAACAACAAUUAAACAAGAAGGAAAUAAUCAAGAUAGAAUUAUACAAUGUUGGAUUAGUAUGUAUAGAAAUUACGCAUUUCACUGUUACUUUGAAGUGAUUGAAUAUAUGGUGACACAUAUUCCAGAAGGGAUGGCUAGCAUUCCCGAACUAAGUAUAGAUCGAGCAAUACAAACAAUGAAUUUCCUGUUUGUUAAACAAGUCAUUCAAAUGGGUAUCCCACUGGUCAUCAACUGUGUCGAGACUUGGAAAACGGUCGGUCUAUACGGUUCGGUUGAAUGGAUAGAAAAGAUACUUUGUCGGUACUCGAAACCACCAUAUCCAAACGACGGUCAAUACACAACGACAUCUCAAACAUUCAAGUCGGUUUACGAAUCUCUCCCUUACCUUGAACAAGGUGCUAAAUUAAAUCAAGAUCAUGGUGACAAAAUAUUAAAUUAUAUUAAUCUAAUUAGACAACAACAAUCUAAAAGUGAUGUGACAAUAAAUCUUGUAUCUAUCAAACAAUUCAUUUCUACCUCCAAUUCAAUUGAAUAUUUACAAGGAAAGGCUCUAGAUACAUUUCACAUUAUAUCUAAACAAAAAGUAAAAGAAAUACUUUUGCCAUCUGAUACUCUCUUAAGUAAAGUAAAUGGUCAACUAAUAGUUAGAUUAGGGGGUCAGACUCCAGUUCCUAAAGAUAAUCAUGAAUCUUUGCUCAGUGCUGGUGGCUCUUGUCUUUUCGAUGAAAAUGGCUCAAACACAAUCCCAGUUCAUAUGAAAGGUAAAAAUAAUAAAAGUAAUCCAAAAGAAUUAUUUAUAUUUACCACCAACAGGUAUUCGUCAUAG